This is a messenger RNA of Eimeria mitis, 528 nucleotides long. RefSeq lists its product as uncharacterized. Bases 1 to 528 code for a protein of 175 amino acids. The record is from RefSeq and is a predicted model, not a curated record. NCBI's taxonomy places the organism in Eukaryota, Apicomplexa, Conoidasida, Eucoccidiorida, Eimeriidae. The transcript has a single exon.
AUGGUUCCUUUUGGCACGCGGCGCAGCGUGCCACUGCUACAGAGGGCCCAUGCGCUGCUGUCGCAGGAUGUUUUGGUCGAUGAUCAGCUGAAGGAGUUGGCGUACGUUGCAGAGGAUAUGGUAGCGCACUUGGUACGCUUUGAAGGGCAAGAUCUCUCGCAACACCCGACAUACCGUGCGGUUGUGCGGCUGGGGAUUCGUUUCCUCCUGUUGGAUGCUGUUGUGUGCACCUUAUUACUUCUCAAACAGACACCAGAUGAAAACGAGUGGAGGCCCAUAGCAGAUGCUAUUAGCCACGCCCUGCCUGACCCUUGCAUAAUGCCAAACUUCACAGAACGGACGCAUUUCUCCUUGUCUCUGGGUCAGGAGCUCAGCAAUGCAAUACAAAUACUCAAGACGGGAAAACGGCCGGAUCCUACCAGACUCCUGAGGAUCAAACGCAUGAUGUUCUGCUUCACGUGGUCUCCUGCGCGUUUCAGGCACAAAGAAUUUGAUGCCUGGAGGCGGCAAUGCAAAGGCGGCACUUGA